Messenger RNA from Girardinichthys multiradiatus, 1159 nucleotides. RefSeq lists its product as uncharacterized. NCBI's taxonomy places the organism in Eukaryota, Metazoa, Chordata, Actinopteri, Cyprinodontiformes, Goodeidae. Bases 309 to 1136 code for a protein of 275 amino acids. The record is from RefSeq and is a predicted model, not a curated record. The transcript has 2 exons.
UUGUGUGCCUGACAACAAUGUCAGUCGAGGACGUUGAAGAUUUGCACAUAAUUGGAUUUCUGAUAACAGAAUUUCUGCUGUUUGGAGUUGCCGGUUACCUGACUUAUCGAAAGAUUUUUUAAAACAUCGGCAGCUGUCGAUUUGAUGACCGUGAGUCAAGACCAGCAAAACGUGUGACAGACAAACUUGCAGCCAUAAGAGAGGUAUGGGACAAGUGGGUGGAGCGGCUGCCCUACCUCUACAAUCCAGGGCCUGACAUAACAGUGGAUGAACAACUGGUUCCAUUUAGAGGUCCUUUCCGGCAGUAUAUGCCCACCAAGCCAGCAAAAUAUGGGAUCAAGUCAUGGGUGGCUUGGGAUGCCAAAUCAAGCUAUGCUUGGAAAAUGCAAGUCUAUACUGGGAAGCCGACCAGUGGAUGCCCAGAGAAGAACCAGGGGGUGCGAGUUGUGCUUGAUGUGACAGAGGGACUGAGGGGUCACAAUGUGACAUGUGACAAUUUCUUCACCUCUUAUGAACUCGGACAGCAGCUCCUGAAGAGGAAGAUCACCAUGGUUGGUACAGAUCGAAAGAAUAAGCCUGAGCUCCCACCUGCACUGCCUGCGUCAAAGGAGAGAGAGGUCUUCUCCUCAGAGUUUGCCUUCAAGCCCAACACCACUCUAGUUUCCUACCUCCCAAAGAAAAACAAGAAUGUAGUUCUUCUGAGCACACUGCAAACAGACAUUAGCGAUCGUGAGGACAGGAAGCCAAUCAUCAUCCUAGACUACAACCGCAACAAAGGAGGUGUGGACAACCUGGAUAAGGUGAUUGGAACAUAUAGCUGCAGAAGAAUGACUGCCUGCUGGCCCCUGAUCAUCUUCCACAACAUCAUUGACGUUUCCUCCUACAAUGCCUUUGUGAUUUGGAGAGAGAUCAACCCAACCUGGAUGUCUCAUAAGCAGAACAAGAGGAGGUUGUUCCUGGAGCAGCUAGGAAAGGCACUUGUAACUCCACUCAUUGAAAGAAGGAAGCAAGUCCCCCGCACAGAACCCUCAGCAGCAGUUGUGAAAGCUAUUCCGAGUCCAGGAGCUCCUGAUCAACCUGAGGAUCCAUCUACCACAGCCACUUCCCCAGCUAGGGCAAGUAAGAGUAAGUUCUGAGGGCAAAAUGGGGUGAAACCCAG